Molecule: messenger RNA, 687 nt
Organism: Knipowitschia caucasica
Lineage: Eukaryota; Metazoa; Chordata; Actinopteri; Gobiiformes; Gobiidae
Source: the annotation of a GenBank genome assembly
AUGCAAGAUGAGAAAGAGGAGGGAGACACACGAGAGGAUGAAGAGGACGCCCCUACGAGUGUCAGAGCUCCGCAGAGAAUCAGAGGCCCCAGAGGCCCCAGAGGCCCCAGGAGCAUGGAGCUGUCCUCAGGCCUCAGUCGCCUCCAGAGCGAGGCCCGAGCAGAGAAGGAGGAGGCCCUGGACUCUCUGCAGAAGCAGCUCCUGUGUCCCAUCUGUCUCCAGAUCUUUACCAAACCUGUGGUGAUUCUGCCGUGUCAACACAACCUGUGCCGCAAGUGUGCCAACGAGCUGUACCAGCCCUCCCUGUUCCAGGCCAGGACCUCCAUGGUGUCCUCGGGGAGGUUCCGCUGUCCGUCCUGUCGACAGGAGGUGGUUCUGGAUCGACACGGAGUCUACGGCCUCCAGAGGAACCUCCUGGUGGAGAACAUCAUAGACGUCUACAAGGAGGCGGUCUGCAAGGGCGCCCCCUGCAGCCUCCCUCCCCCUCCCCCCCUGCCUCCCUCAGACCUGCCUCACCCCACGUGUGAGGACCACGAGGGGGAGAAGCUGAACAUCUACUGCCUCAGCUGCCGUGCUCCCACCUGCUCCCUGUGCAAGGUGUUCGGGGCGCACCAGUCCUGCCGCGUGGCUCCGCUCUGCGACGUGUAUCAGCAGCAGAAGGUGAGAACGAUAACGCCAACACGCUAG